Messenger RNA from Desarmillaria tabescens, 325 nucleotides. RefSeq lists its product as uncharacterized. The coding region runs from base 1 to 216 and encodes 71 amino acids. The record is from RefSeq and is a predicted model, not a curated record. Lineage: Eukaryota; Fungi; Basidiomycota; Agaricomycetes; Agaricales; Physalacriaceae. The transcript has a single exon.
AUGAGGGGAAAGCCGGCGCCUGACAUCUUGGUCGCGACUAGAGAGCUGUUGGGUAGGGAUGCAGGCGAACCUAGAUUGGCAUCGGGAGACCAAAUAUCAGAGAGGCAGAAAGGUCUAGUGUUUGAAGAUGGAUUCGUAGGCGUACAAGCUGGGAAAGCGAGCGGGAAUGAACGCACGGUGCAUUCAUACACUCUUUCUACUAAAUAUCGAUACUGACUGUGUCCAGUGGUGUACCACAAGAAGCCAUCUAAAAUCCCAUAUCAAUAUGCUCCUUUAUAGAGAUCAAGAUUCGUAGGUCACUUCUCUUGGAACGAACACAUCCCGC